This is a messenger RNA of Microdochium trichocladiopsis, 653 nucleotides long. RefSeq lists its product as uncharacterized. Lineage: Eukaryota; Fungi; Ascomycota; Sordariomycetes; Xylariales; Microdochiaceae. The transcript has 5 exons. Bases 93 to 653 code for a protein of 186 amino acids. The record is from RefSeq and is a predicted model, not a curated record.
CCCUUAUGAUAUGUGAACGGCAUGGUGAAAGAUCGCGAGGAAGAGUGAGUAGUUGGUCUGACUGCAGCGCGAUGUAAGUAAGAGUGAAUGCCAUGUGGCAGGAGCUGGACUUUGAGGGCUACAUACAAGUGAUUGGGCUUGGUCGCUGUCUAGUGGGAAUUGAUGACGAUGUUGUUGAUGAUGAUGUUUAUCGGUGGUGGAGGGUUGAGGACCCCAAGCACAAUAUCCGCCAAGGGUAUCAAAGCAUCACACCACCUUGCAGUGCAGAGGACAUCGAGUUGAUAUAUGUGGCCGUGGCGUGGUUCUUGAAUGGCCAUGGAGCAACGGCCGACCUGUCUGGCCGCCAUAAACAUGUUCGGUUUGCUUUGCGUGCCAAGUGCGAAGACGCAUCACCACUUACUAGUCGAACCUCAUCAGACAGUCGGGUUCAGUCGACGGGCGAUAGAAUUCCUCAGGACUCGCUGAGCUUCCAUACUGCCCUUGGAAACGCUGGCAUAACGGAGCGCUGGGACAAUGCCGUGUGUUACGGCUGGAUGGUUCCAGCAACUGUCGUCACGCGCGACGGCAGCUGGACUCCCGGCCCGCGCACAAGUCCAAUCAUGUGUCCCGUGGAAGGUAUCGCGGCAUUUGGAAAGCUCGGCAGAAUUGGCUGA